Stylophora pistillata is the source of this 3253-nucleotide messenger RNA. Its product is annotated as vacuolar protein sorting-associated protein 18 homolog. Gene Ontology annotation, molecular function: protein-macromolecule adaptor activity. Gene Ontology annotation, cellular component: HOPS complex; endosome. The record is from RefSeq and is a predicted model, not a curated record. Lineage: Eukaryota; Metazoa; Cnidaria; Anthozoa; Scleractinia; Pocilloporidae. Gene Ontology annotation, biological process: intracellular protein transport; endosome organization; endosome to lysosome transport.
GCGAAUGAAACUAUUAACAAAGAAAAAAAUUAAUUUAAAUGUUUAAGUGGAAAAAAAAAGGUAUCACUUAGUUGGCAUUUGAACACGACUUAAAGCCGUUUGAAGAUUUUUGAGGGAGAGAAGACAAGUAAGACUAAACAUAGCUGCAUAUCCCCUCCCUGGGAGAUUUAGAGUGGAAACUUCGUCAAGAUGGCGUCCAUCCUUGAUCAGUACAUGCAAGCGUCUGCUGGAGAAAACUUGAACCCGUUUUUAGGACCAGACAUAACAGAACCCAUAUCAACUGGAUACGUGGAAGUUAGGAGUGAGGAUGAUGUUCCCAUUUUUAAGCGACAGAAGGUGAACUUCAGACCACCGAACAAUAUUGUGGAUGUUGUUGUGUGUAACAAUAUUGUUGCCAUGGUGUUGAGCAACAAUGUGCUGAUGCGACUGGACUUGACAAACCCAAGUGAAAUAGAUAGUGUUGAUAUCACCAAGCGCGUGGAUGACUCUGUUCAUAGAAUCUUCAUGGAUCCAACUGCCCGACAUCUCAUUGUCUGCAUGAAGUCUCAAGAGUCAUUUUAUUUGGCCAGGAAUUCCAAGAAACCUAAACCAUUAGCAAAAAUGAAGGGACAUCUGAUUAAUGCCAUUGCAUGGAAUAAGUCAAAAUUGACAGAGAGUUCUACACAGACAAUUCUUCUGGGGACAACCAAAGGGCUGGUUUUUGAAACAGAGGUGGAGCCAGAAGAAAAGUUCUUUCAAGGUGGUUUGGAAAAAUUUUGGAAGCAACUGUACAAUGUAAAUUCACUUGGUGGUCCAGAGGAGUCAAUUUAUGGAAUCAUGUUUGAGAAGUUUCCGGUGUCACCAAAAUCUGACAGGAAAUACUUUGUUAUGGUGUCAACAUUGAGCCGCCUUUAUCAGUUUAUUGGUGAUGUAACAGUUACAGACUCUCUGGAUUUACAGCCUUUGUUUGCAGAAUAUGAGAACGACCCAGCACCUUUCCUUGAGAUGCCAGGUCAUUUGGAUUCUAGUGAAUUAGCUCUAUUUUACCCCAAGGUCAGAGGUCUGCCAAGUUCUUUUGCGUGGCUCACAGGGAGUGGUCUUUACUUUGGUAAACUAGACUUUAGUCCUCCUGAGUCUUGUGAUAAUAUCACAGCAGAAACAAGAUUAUUACCAUUUGAGUUGGUGGAAGGAAAGGGAACAACACCUCUAUCCAUUGGUCUGACAGGUUUCCAUGCCCUUAUGCUUUAUAAAGACAGGUUUGAAGCCGUAUCACUUCUCAGUGAACAAGUUGUGUUUGAAGAUCUGUUUCCAGCUCGGUUUGGUGCAAUGAGAGGACUGUGUGUUGAUACAGUAAAGAAGACUUUGUGGAUUUUUGCAGAUUCUGCUAUUUUUCAGUAUCAUGUUACAAGGGAGAGCAGGGAUGUUUGGAAAAUGUACCUGGAAAGAGGGGAAUUUGAGUUGGCCAAGGAGUAUUGUAGGGACAAUCCAGCAAAUUUGGAUAAAGUUCUAACUAAACAAGCCGACGAACUAUUUGAAAGCAAGAAUUACGCCAUUGCUGCCAAGUGCUACGCCCAAACUCAAGUAUCAUUUGAGGAAGUUGCCUUAAAGUUUAUUCAAGUGGAGGAGAGCCAGGCACUCAGGAUGUUUCUUUUAAAAAAGCUGGAGAGUAUAAAACACCAGGACAAGACGCAAAUGACCAUGCUGAUAAUGUGGCUGAUCGAGCUGUAUUUGAACGACCUGGGAAGUUUAAGGGGAAAGGAACCAAAACCCAAAUAUGAAAGCGUACAGGAAGAAUUCAGGAAGUUCCUUGCACAAACCAAAGUCAAGACAUGUUUAGAUCAGAACAGGAAGACAGCUUACGAUUUGAUCACUAGUCAUGGAGAUGUGGAGAACUUGAUAUUUUUUGCCGUGUUGAUGCAAGAUUUUGAGCAUGUUAUCAGUCAUCAUAUUCAGCAGGAUGAUUUUAUGGCUGCACUGAAUGUCCUCACUAAACAGCCAGCAGAUACAGAUCUCUAUUACAAGUUCUCGCCUGUGCUAAUGCAGCACAUUCCACAGCAAACUGUCAAUGCCUGGAUUGAACAGAGAAAGAAGAAGCUGGAUCCACGCCGACUGAUUCCUGCGUUGGUUCACUAUCACCAAGAAGGAAAGCCCACUCAGGAUUCUGAAGAAGUUUGUUAUGACAUGAAGUACGCCUUGAGACUCUGUUCAGAACAUGACAAACAGGAAGCUUGUGUGCACAUCUACAGUACCAUGGGACUCUUUGAAGAAGCUGUUGAUUUGUCGUUAAAGGUCGAUGUAGAUCUCGCCAAGAUUCAAGCGCAGAAGCCCUCGGAGGAUGACGAGGUGUUAAGGAAAAAACUCUGGCUUAGAAUUGCUCGGCAUGUGGUGGAAGAAGAAGGAGAUGUGAAAAAGGCAAUGGAGUUUUUGAACCAAAGUGAACUUUUAAAAAUUGAAGACAUCCUUCCAUUUUUCCAGGAUUUUGUUACCAUUGAUCAUUUCAAGGAUGCUAUUUGCUCGUCACUUCAUGAGUACAAUCAACACAUCGAAGAACUAAAAAGCGAAAUGCAAGAAGCUACAGAAAGCGCUAGAACCAUACGAGGAGACAUCCAUGAAAUGAGAAAUAAAUACAGUAUUGUGCCAGCUCAGGAGAAGUGUUCGAUCUGUUUAUAUCCACUGCUUACAAGAGGCUUUUAUGUGUUUCCCUGCCAUCACGCCUUCCAUUCAGAUUGUCUAAAGAACGAGAUUUUACCAUAUCUUAAAGAAAAACAGAGGGCAAAGGUCCAAGAACUAUUUAACCAGCUCUAUGCGACGUCAAGAACUGAUUCCUCCUCAGUUUCAUCGACUUCACGAGAAUCUCUCAAGAAUGAGCUGGAUGACCUGAUGGCAUCUGAAUGUAUUUACUGUGGAGAAAUUAUGAUAAGAUCUGUGGAUGAACCCUUCAUCUCACCAGAUGAAUAUGAAAGUGUUCUGGAGAGCUGGCAGUGAUUUAUAUCUAAAGAAUUAUUUGUGGGAGAUCUUAUUCUUGAGUAGAAAUGAUUUCACCCAAUCUCCUUACCCGCUGUUAUUACAUGGGCGUAUCUGACAUAUCAUCAUGUGAAAUGAGGACGUGAUAGCGCGAGAUUCGCGCGAGAAAUCUUGCGAGAAGUUGUGCGAGAAUCGUGCAGAAACCUUUCGUCAAAACUUUGAGUUGCCAUUGCUCAACAAUCCUUUACUUGAGUAGGGCGAGGAUAGGAAUUAUGAAUCGGAUGAAAAGGAAUUUAGUCAAAGACAAGAU